Dentiscutata heterogama is the source of this 399-nucleotide messenger RNA. The record is from the annotation of a GenBank genome assembly. Lineage: Eukaryota; Fungi; Glomeromycota; Glomeromycetes; Diversisporales; Gigasporaceae.
CGAAUUGGUAUUAAUAAAAAAGUUACAUUUAUUGAUGUAAAAGUCUUAUAUGAUAAAGCAGACAAUAUUUACUACUCUAUAGAAAAGCAUUUCAGUAAUGCAGAGUUCAAACGAUUUAACGUCAAUAGUGGUCUAAUUACAGAAUUUCAUUCUAUUCUCGAAGCAUUUGCACAUUUCACUUAUCAAUACACUGAAGGAUAUUUGGUAGUUUAUGACUUACAAGGAGUUGAUCUCGAUAAUGAGUUCUUAUUAACAGAUCCAGCUAUACAUUGUGUUGAUUUAUUAAGAUUUGGAAUAACGAACCUUGGAAAGAGUGGUAUUCAAAGAUGCAUUUUGGCAAAUCAUAAAUGCAAUAAUAUUUGUGAAAAGUUAAAUUUAAAGAGUAUUAAUUCGGAAUGA